Molecule: messenger RNA, 2334 nt
Organism: Polyodon spathula (Mississippi paddlefish)
Lineage: Eukaryota; Metazoa; Chordata; Actinopteri; Acipenseriformes; Polyodontidae
Product: FAS-associated factor 2
Exons: 11
Coding region: 542-1879 (445 amino acids)
Cellular component (GO): endoplasmic reticulum
Molecular function (GO): ubiquitin binding
Source: RefSeq, a predicted model, not a curated record
UUUCCCAUAUUAACAUUCCCAUCUGGUAUCAUAACUCUCAAAGUCCACACCAGAAAUAUAUAACAAUUUAUUAAACGCUCAUAAUUUAAAUUAUAAGUACUGCUCUACGGGCAGAAACUGCACGUCACGCAAUACGGACAAGAGGAUGACGAGUCCGCCACACAGGGGCGGGACUAGACGAGAGUAGAGACGUUACGCACGCGUGACCGAACCGAAUGUUUUCUUGUCGUUCUUUGCUUUUGUAUUUUUAUUUAACUUGAGACAGCAGCCGUGGAGAAGUAAAACCUUAUCCAUUUAAGCAAGACAAAACGCGCUAAGUUUGUUUAUUUAUUUAUUUAAUUAAUCUACUCUACUCAUUUUGUUCACCGCAGAUAUAAGAAGUCAGUAUGGUCGAGGCGGUAUUUGUUUUUGACUCGACUUGUUUAAAUUAUUCCCUCGAAGAAAAGUGAAUCAAAUCCUCUUGUCUCCCCCCCAGCACCCCACCAUUGUCAGAGUGCUGCGUCAGUUCCGGUGUGUUCAGUGCGGGGUUUGGUGAGGCAAGAUGGCGGCCCCUAAUGAGCAGGAAUUAUCACAGGAGCAGACUGAGAAACUCCUCCAGUUUCAGGACUUGACUGGGAUAGACUCCAUGGAUCAAUGUCGUCGCACCUUAGAGCAACACAAUUGGAACAUUGAGGCAGCUGUACAGGACAGACUGAAUGAGCAGGAAGGGGUCCCCAGUGUAUUUAACCCUCCUCCCUCUCGUCCGUUACAAGUCAACACCGCAGACAACAGAGUCUAUAGCUACAUAGUGUCAAGGCCGCAGCCCAGAGGGCUCUUAGGAUGGGGUUACUACUUAAUAAUGCUUCCAUUCCGAUUUACAUAUUACACACUAAUGGACAUAUUCAGAUUUGCUCUGAGGUUCAUAAGGCCAGAGCCCCGUGGACGUGUUACAGAUCCUGUAGGUGACGUGGUAUCAUUUAUUCAUAGUUUUGAAGAGAAGUAUGGCAGAUCACAUCCAGUUUUCUACCAGGGAACGUACAGCCAGGCAUUAAACGAUGCCAAGCGCGAACUUCGGUUUCUGUUGGUUUAUCUCCAUGGAGAUGAUCAUCAGGAUACUGAUGAGUUCUGUCGCAACACUCUUUGCACAGAGGAAGUUGUGAACUUUGUUAACACCAGGAUGCUGUUCUGGGCUUGUUCCACUAGCAGACCCGAAGGAUACAGAGUUUCCCAGGCAUUGCGAGAGAAUACGUACCCUUUCCUGGCCAUGAUCACGCUGAAGGACAGAAAGAUGACUGUUGUGGGGAGGUUAGAGGGUGUGAUCCAAGCAGAAGACCUCAUUAAUCAACUCACAUUCAUCAUGGAGGCCAACCAGACUUAUCUGGUGUCAGAGCGAAUGGAAAGAGAGGAGCGGAACCAGACUCAGGCACUAAGGCUGCAGCAGGAUGAGGCAUAUCUCGCCUCCCUGCGCGCCGACCAGGAGAAGGACAGGAAGAAGAAAGAGGAGGAGGAGCAGAAGAGGAGACAGGAGGAGGUGGCCAGAGAGAUCGUACUAGCCGAGGAGAGGAGACAACAGACUUUGCAGGAAGAGAAGGAGAGAAGGUCUGAGAGCCUCCCACCCGAACCCUCUCCAGAUAACCCCGACAGUGUGAAAAUUGUCUUCAAACUGCCCAACGAUUCCCGGGUAGAGAGACGGUUCUUGUUCACGCAGUCUUUAACGGUAAUAUAUGACUUCUUGUUCUCCUUGAAAGAAACCCCUGAGAAGUUUCAGAUAGUGACUAACUUUCCCCGUCGGGUCCUGCCCUGCCUCCCCACAGAGGAGAGGCCAAUCCCACCAACGUUGAAGGAGGCUGGGCUGAGUCGCUCCGAGGUACUUUUCGUGCAGGAUCUCACGGACGAUUAAUAAACGAACCAAAUCUCUAUUGGAAUUUUUUUUUCUUCUAAAGAGCGCUGCACACAUGGGAUCACUGAAACAAUUUGCCUGAAAGAGCCAAGAUUUAUUUUUGUUUUAUUGUGUUUGGACAGGAGUAUGUACAUGUGGAUACGUUACUAUGUAUUUAACACAAAACAAGCAUCCAGAAGGACAAAAAAAUGCCCAAGUUAAAAAAAGAAAAUGCUCCGGUUUAUAAAUUAAUAAAAAAUAUCAAUAAUAAAAAAUAAGAGCAAAGUUUUGAUCUGCAAAAAUUCUACCUGUUCCUAUCCUUCACCCUCUAAGCCCAUAAUUAACCAUCUGCAGAAUGAAUGCUUUUUAUGAUAAUAAUGUAUUAUAUCUUAAUGAUAUAAUGUAUUUAUGUUACCAGAAGACCAAAGGAGGGUUGGUGGUUAUUUAAUGGCGCUGGACUGCUUACAGUUCUUAAA